This is a messenger RNA of Acaulospora colombiana, 243 nucleotides long. The record is from the annotation of a GenBank genome assembly. NCBI's taxonomy places the organism in Eukaryota, Fungi, Glomeromycota, Glomeromycetes, Diversisporales, Acaulosporaceae.
GAUCCCAAUAGACAAAACGAUCACCAAUUGAGACGUCAGAUGAGACAUCAGAGGAUGUUACAAAGAUUGAGAAGAAGAUAUCAGAGAUUAUCUCGUGAAUUGAAGAUAGAAGCAUAUGUUGGAUUACGAGAGCUUCGUGAGUAUGAAUAUGAUUUGGGAAGGGAGUUGCAAGAUUUUAAGAAUGCAUUGGUGGGAGAACUUGAAAGGAGGGAGAUGGAGCUCAAGAGAUAUCACAUAACAUGA